AAAUUCUAAAGUGUCCCUAGCGUAGCCAGUCUAGGACUCUGGUCCCCACUUAUCUAUCUGGUGGUCACCCCGACGACCUAUGAAGAUACAGGGUUUUGGGUCUCACUCUCACCAGGGACCCUACCGCGAUCCUGAAGCAAACCCCCUACUGGGGGUGGGUCACCUGGGGUGGUAGCCCUAACACAAACGCCUUCCUUUUCCCCACCCAUGACGGACCCAGCCAGGUUUGCAUUUCACAUCGGUACUCUUCGCUCCAGUUUCAUCGACCAGGGAAAAUGCAAGUUAAAACCCAGGAAUGACCCCAAACAUGCUUCACUCCUCUCUCCCCGGUAUCCGCGGGUCUACCAGCACAGUCCGCGCCCACCCGCUCCAGCGCGGUCCGGUCCGGAGGAGCUGCCUUUCCAUCCCGGCUCCCCACGCCCAGCCCCCGCGCCUCCAGCAUCCGCGUCUGCCUCGCUCAGCGGCAGGACAUGACCUACAGACGGAUGGGGAUGGGCGGUCAUCUCAGGACCGGGCCCAGGAGGAUUGGGUGUCGGGCUUCGCACACCCGGAGCCCAGGACCGGGCCUGCCAGCGCCGGCUAAAAUUAGCGGAUGCGGCCGCUCGCCGGGUUGCGGGCGAGUCCCCGCCGCCGCGCUGCCCGGAGCGAGCAGAGCGAGUUGGAGCGAGAGGGUGAGCGGACGCCGGCGCCUCGGAAGCAACCCGGUGAGUGAACUUGGGCCAUGAGCGUCUCGGCCUCGGAACGCCGCCCCGCGGACCGGGGGCGCGUCUCCCUCCCCCUCCGGAAGGACGGCCGUGGCCUCCCCUCGCCCGGCCGGAGGAACCCGCCCUGGCCUCAGACCCCGGACGACGACCCCAGGUUGCCCCCUUUUCCUCUGGAAGAGCCUGGCCCCCGGCCCGUGGCCCCGGGGGACCUUCCCUCUCCCACCCUGUCCCUGGAGGAGGAGGAGGAGGAGGAGGAGGAGGAGGAGGAAGAUGACGAGGAAGACGCGGCGGAGCCCGAGGGGCUGCGCAGCGAGGAGCAUCCCGGACAGUUUUUCGCGGAGGCGCGGCGGCUGCGGGAGCAGAGGCAGCUGCUGGAUGAGGAGGUGUCCGUGGAGGGGCGCGUGUACGGGGUGCACCGCGUGAUCCUGGCCGCCGUGAGCAGCCUUUUUCGAGGCAGGCUGCGGGACGGCGUCGGCCCGCGACCCCCCUUCAGCCUCGACGUGGCCCCCAAGGCCUGGGAGGCCGUGCUGAGCUUUGCCUACGAGGGGGUGCUCAGUCCCGCCCCACGGGCGCAGGUGCUGGUGGCAGCCAAGGCCCUGGGAGCACCCCGGGUGGAGGCCGCGGCCAGGCGGCAGCUCCAGAAGGCUGGAAGCUCCCGGGACGAAGAAAAGCAGCUGCCCAGCCCGGCGGAGGAGCUGAGGGAGAGCCUGCGCAGCAUUGAGCUCCUGUACCGAGAGGGCGUCGGGUGUGACCUGGAGCUGGAAGCAGGCGGCUGCAGGCUGAGGGUGCACCGAGCAGCCCUGGCCUGCGGCAGCGAGUUCUUUGGGGCCAUGCUCCUGAGUGGGAUGAGGGAGUCCCAGGGCUCACAGGUGUCUCUGCGCACCAUCUCUGCCCAGGACCUGCGACUCCUCGUCUCUUUUGCCUACUCUGGGGUUGUGCGCGCAAGAUGGCCAGGACUGCUGAGGGCUGCCCAGGCGGCCCUGCAGUACCAGAGCUCUUCCUGCCUCGCUCUGUGCGAGGCAGCCUUGGCUCGGGGCCUCAGCCCCGCCCGUUGCCUGGCCCUCUUCUCCAUGGCGGAAGUCCCUGGAUUGGAGAGGCUCUGGAGCAAAGCCCGAAGUUACCUCCUCACCCACCUGCCCGCGGUGACCUUGUGCCCUACUUUCCCUUCUUUGCCGGCUGCCUGCCUGGCUCAGCUCCUGGAAAAUGAUGAACUACACUUGCAGGAGGAGUUUGAGGCCUUUGCAGCCGCUCGAUGUUGGCUUGCGGCCCACCCGGAGACCCAGGAGCCAGAGGCCAGGGCCCUGCUCCGAUGUGUCCGCUUCGGCCGCAUGUCCACCAAGGAGCUCCGGAGAGCGCGGGCGGCCGGGCUGCCCCCACCGCUGCCCCCAGACCUGCUGCUGCAGCUGAUCGUGGAGUCGGAGGUGCCAGGACGGGAGAGGUGGAGGGAGCCUGACCAGGCUCUGGUGGUGAUCGGCGGGGACGGGCUCAGGUCGGACAUGGCCAUAAAGGAGCCCUCCCGGGGCGUGUGGUGGGCCCGGGCCUUCCGCUGCGGCAUGGGGCUGGUCCGGAACGUGGAGUGGGGCCGGCUGCCUGCCCUGCCUGCCCCGGGACGCUUCCGGCAUGCGGCUGUGAGCCUGGCAGGAAGCGAAAUCUACGUGUGUGGGGGCCAGGAUUACUACAGCCACGCCAACACCUUGGCUUCUACUCUCAGGUGGGACCCCAGCCAAGAGGACUGGAAGGAGAUGGCCCCUUUGUGCCAGGCCCGGAGUUUUUUCCCUCUGGUAGUACUGGAUGGACUACUGUAUGCCCUGGGUGGACGAGCCAAUGGUGUUGUCCUGAACUCUGUGGAGACCUAUGACCCUGAGCUCAACGUCUGGAGGCCAGCACCUGCACUGCCAGCACCACGCUUUGCCCAUGCAGCGGCUGUUUUGGAGGGCCGAUUGUACAUAAGCGGGGGCUGCAAUAGCACUAGCCAAUUCCUGACCUCAUUACUGCACUAUGACCCAAAACUCGAGAAACCAGGGACACUCCUGAGGCCUAUGGGGGUAGCUCGAGCUGCCCAUGUCAUGGCUGCUCUGGGCGGGCGAUUGUAUGUAGCAGGUGGGUUAGGUGAGACUGGGGACCUGCUGAGCUUUGAAUCCUAUGAUCCAAAGACAGAUAGCUGGACUCACCUGGUGCCUCUGCCCUCCCCCCACGUAGGAGCUGCAGGGGCGGUGCUGCAGGGGGAGUUCCUGGUGCUGGGGGGCUACAGUCACCUUACUUACGCCCUCUCCCACCUCAUCCAUGCUUAUUGCCCUGGCCUGGGCCGAUGGCUCUGCCUGGGAACUCUGCCAAGGGCUCGGGCUGAGAUGCCUGCCUGCAUCCUGACUCGGCCCACAGUGCAGCACGUAGGUGUAGGUCCCACAGGGCACCAAGCCAAGCCUGCCGGCUGAGCAUGGAGCAGCAGCAGUGGAUGGGGGAGGAAGGGGUAAGCUAUAGCAUGAGAGAAGGACAGAGAUGAAGCAAGGACAAAGAGAAGUCUUUUUUCAGGGUAGUGUUUUAUUCUAGUACAGUGCUUUACAACUCAUAAACUGCUUUUGAAUAUAUGAUCUUCAUGGAAGAAAAGGUGGCUCCAGGUGGUUGGGCAUCAUUCCAUGCACCAGGAGGCUGUUGGUUCGAUUCCCUGAUCAAGGACACAUGUCUGGGUGUUGGGCUCCAGAAUUGCCAGGGAAAGGGCGUUGAGGAAGGGGAGCAGCUAAAUACCUCGGUACGAAGAGGAAACCCAGAAGCAACUGUACAAGGUUUGGGGAUCCUGGUACUAUUUCUAGCAGGGAAAAGUACAUUUAGCUGGAAGAUAGUCAAGAAGCUCCAGUAGCCAUGGUAUAGGGGCUAGGAGAGGACAGCUGGGAAAACCAUGAUUCUGACCCAUGGAACAAGGAGUAAAUCAUUUAAAGGCUAUCCAUGAAUGAGUUUGAGGAGUUAGGAGCAUGGGGCAGGGAAGACUGUAAUUGUUAAGCCCGUCCCCUUUUCAGUUUUUGCUCCUCUCUACAAUCCAAUUUCUGAUCACUGGAAUCUUUUGGACAAUAUUGUUUCUCAGGUGACUUGUAGGCCCAAUCUAGCGUUUCCUCAGUCCGGACGCCACAGGCUGCCCCUAAGAGCCUCUGGUACUUAAUCUGCGGCAGAAGUUCCCAUCUGGACCUGGCAUAGAACAGGGGUGAGAUUCCAGGGCGCUGAGGUGGGAGUGCUGCAGGUGGGGAAGAUGAGGAGGAAAGAGGCAAAGUGGGAGGCACCACAGUGGAAAAGGUUUUGAGGUGAUGGGGUAGAAGAAGUCAGAAGCUUAACUGGCUUCCUUCCUUGCUUUGGAGUCAAUUGAGGGAUUCGGAGUGAAAGGAGAACAGUGUAGAAUGAGGUUGUAGGAGAAAGCGGUAGUGAGAGACAAAGAAGACAUGGAAAAUUGGUUUUCCUCUGUUCUGUGCCUUUCCUCCAGACUUUUUUUUAAAAAUCAGUUUCCCGUUUUCUUGGCCAGGGAACAUUGAGUCAGAUGCUUUCUCUCUCACUUUCUCCACCCUGCUCUUCUUGCCUUUUCUUCUCCUCCUUUCUUUCUCUCCUCCUUUCUCCCUCACAGUCAUUUAUUCCUUACUAUAUGUCAGGAACGAUAUGGGACAUUAAGGACACAGAGGUCAGAGAGCUCCUGACUAGCAGACAGACUUGUAAACAAAUACUAGUUUUUCAGUGGAUUUAGAAGUAUGGACAUUUCCCUCACACCUCUCAUACACACUUAGCCUUGGAGAGCCCAGAGGAUGGAAGAGUGAACUUUGCUCAGGGAAGGCUUCUGUUACAGAAGGCAGCAUCAUCAGGUGGGUGUAGUUUGAACUGGAUCUGGAAGGCUGCUGGUUCACCAUUCAGAAAAGGAGGAAGGCAUUCCUGACAGAGAAAGGAAGCAAGUGGGGAAGGUAGCGGUCUGUGUCUCCAUAGCAAAGGGGAAGUUAGAAUUCCAGUGGUUCUUCAGAGAAUUCUGCUGCUGUGGCCAACCGUCUUUCUUCUCAGGAGCCUUUCUGAAGACCAUGGUUUUCACUUAAUGAUUGUAUAUUCCCUCCUUCCACAACUCCCCCUCCUCCCACCCCCCUAAAAAUUUUUUGUAUGAUAUUUCCAUUUCUCACCCCUGAGCAGUUUAGGACAAAGGGCAGGUUCUUUGCAUAGAUCAAUCUUCUGCUGCCAUUGAUCAUUAAGAAUCUCAUACUCCUAAGGGUGAGAAGAAGGAAUCUCAUUGUACCUCUCUUCAUCCUGGCCCGAGGGGUACUUGAAAUGUUUGUUGUUUUAGGUAUUAUUAUUUUAUUAAAGUUAUUUUCUAUAACUGUUUGGAAGCAUAGUUGAAAAUGAGGAGGGGUAAAUAGGAUUUUUAAUAGAAAAGAGAAGAAAGAUCAAAGAACAGAGGGAAAUAAGGAAAUUAGAAGCAUUGAGAAACUAUAAGAAUUGAGUCUUGCCCUGGCUGGUGUGGCUCAGUUGGUUGGACAUCAUUCCAUGCACCAGGAGGUUGUUGGUUUGAUUCCCUGGUCAAGGACACACGUCUGGGUGUUGGGCUUGAUUCCUGGUAGGCGGCAUGCAGGAGGCAGCUGAUAGAUAUUGUGCUCUCGCAUUGAUGUUUCUAUUUCUCUACCUCCCCCUUCCUCUCUAAAAACCAAUAAACUAUUCUUAAAAAAAAGAAAAAGAAAAAAGAAAGAAUUGAGUCUCUAGGGUGAACUGUGAACAUACGUUUAUAAUUUGUAUGCAAAGAUAGGCUUAAAUAAAGGUUUUCCUAUGAUUG
Pipistrellus kuhlii (Kuhl's pipistrelle) is the source of this 5487-nucleotide messenger RNA. It is a transcript of the gene KLHL33, whose product is annotated as kelch like family member 33. The transcript has 5 exons. Bases 722 to 3136 code for a protein of 804 amino acids. The record is from RefSeq and is a predicted model, not a curated record. NCBI's taxonomy places the organism in Eukaryota, Metazoa, Chordata, Mammalia, Chiroptera, Vespertilionidae. Gene Ontology annotation, molecular function: protein binding.